Molecule: messenger RNA, 743 nt
Organism: Exaiptasia diaphana
Lineage: Eukaryota; Metazoa; Cnidaria; Anthozoa; Actiniaria; Aiptasiidae
Exons: 2
Coding region: 200-727 (175 amino acids)
Source: RefSeq, a predicted model, not a curated record
UUUACAAAACUCCUGACAUACUUUAACCCGGAAAACAACACUAACUGUCGUCUAAUUGCAUUUUUCCUGGAGAUGAUUUAUUAAUAUAUUAACUAAAACAGUUGAUAUGGCUUCUUGGAAAUCAGGACGUCCAAAUGAAGGUGUUUUUCUUGAAAUUUUGUGCAUGUGACGAUCUUCCCUGCACAACAUCGUGCUCAACAUGAGGCUAUCAGACUACGGUAUCUUCUCAUUUCUACUAUUUUGUGGGAACAUUGACAGUGUUAUUAGUCAAAUCACGUAUGUUAAACGUAACGCUGGUGCAGAGAAGUAUGAUAGAUUUGGUCCUGUACAAAGACAAUGCCAUAAGCAUGGAGCACACGGUACUAAGAAUGCUCUGAAAGAGUGUGAAUGCGACUCUGGAAAAAGCACGUUUCUCUAUUUCAACGAAUCAUGUGUUCAAAAACCUUUCAUUGAAAGCAUAUUAAUAAGAAAAUCAGAUUGUAAUCAGGUCAAGUUUAAAGAGGAACAUGAUGCAACACCUUACCGUGUCUUUGAUUUAAAUAUAGCUUCAACACAACAAAAGUCACGUUUCAAAGACUCACCAGGUUUAACAAUUGUAGGGGACAAUUGUACAGUGAAUCCCAUUAUACAUUAUAUCAAUGACCAUGAUCUACAUGGAGCUGUGGUGACAAAAUAUAGUAACAUAUUUAACAUUGACAAUGAUAACAAGGUAUGUAUGUACACUUAGUUUCCAAUUCACUAGG